AUGGCUUUGAAAUGUUGCACUUUCUUCUUAAUCAUGUUAACUGGUUCAAUAACAAAUGCUAGAGAAAUACCAACAGUGCCAAGACUUGAUGAAGCAAAUCAAGGAAAUAUAAUGGAGUGUUGGAAUGCACUUGCGGAGAUAAAAUCAUGCACAAAUGAGAUAGUUGCUUACUUCACAAUUGGGACAAUUGAUAUUGACUUGCCUUGUUGCCAAGCAAUUUCUGUCAUCACACAUCAUUGUUGGCCUAGUAUGCUCAGUACACUUGGGUUCACUCCUGAAGAAACUAAUAUGUUGAGAGGUUAUUGUGAUGCUUCAGCUUCUGGAGCUACUAAUAAUAAUGUUUCAUCUAGUUCUGGUCCUGCUCCAUCUCCAUUAUUGGCUGGAAAUGAGUGA
Lycium barbarum (goji berry) is the source of this 393-nucleotide messenger RNA. Its product is annotated as egg cell-secreted protein 1.4-like. Gene Ontology annotation, biological process: double fertilization forming a zygote and endosperm. Bases 1 to 393 code for a protein of 130 amino acids. The record is from RefSeq and is a predicted model, not a curated record. NCBI's taxonomy places the organism in Eukaryota, Viridiplantae, Streptophyta, Magnoliopsida, Solanales, Solanaceae. The transcript has a single exon.